This is a messenger RNA of Eurytemora carolleeae, 2064 nucleotides long. RefSeq names its product glycine receptor subunit alpha-4. The transcript has 20 exons. Gene Ontology annotation, molecular function: extracellular ligand-gated monoatomic ion channel activity; chloride channel activity; neurotransmitter receptor activity. Bases 97 to 1701 code for a protein of 534 amino acids. Gene Ontology annotation, biological process: signal transduction; nervous system process; chemical synaptic transmission. The record is from RefSeq and is a predicted model, not a curated record. Gene Ontology annotation, cellular component: membrane; synapse; neuron projection. Lineage: Eukaryota; Metazoa; Arthropoda; Copepoda; Calanoida; Temoridae.
AAUGCUGAUUGUGUACAAUAGGAGUGUAAACUUGACUAGUCCUCUAUAUACCAGCAAACAAUUGUUUACUUAAUAAACAUCCACAUACUAAGCAGGAUGAUGAUGCUGGAGGGUGGACACGGGUUUAAGACAUCUUACCUCUGUCUUCUGCUCCUUAUUAUAAUUUGCAAAAUUGGGUGUGAAGUUGAUGCACCAGCUGGACAAGUUUUUGUUCACGGCAAAGAUGACCCGCUGGAACUGAAUGAUAUUCUCCCGCGGCACAACAAGAUAUACGACAAAAUGAGACCACCAAAGCGUGAAGGAAAUGCAACGAAAGUGUUCUUCCAUGUUACAGUUAUGUCCCUUGACACUAUAGAUGAGAGUAGUAUGACGUACACCUGUGAUAUUUUCUUCGCUCAGUCCUGGAAAGAUUUCAGGUUACGGCUACCAGAUAACAUGACGUCUGAAUACCGUCUGCUGCCUGUAGAAUGGCUGACUGAAAUCUGGCGACCAGACUCAUUUUUUAAAAAUGCUAAAAGUGUCACAUUCCAGACGAUGACCAUCCCUAAUCACUACAUCUGGUUGUACCAGGAUAAAUCUAUUCUAUAUAUGGUCAAGUUGACCCUAGUGUUGUCCUGUGCUAUGAACUUCAAGAACUACCCUCACGACGAGCAGAUCUGUAAUCUCAAAAUAGAAUCAAUUUCCCACACAACAGAUGAUCUAGUUUUUGAAUGGGAUCCUAUCAUGCCCCUUGAUGUAGACAGUGGUAUUGAGCUACCACAGUUGGAACUCACUCAUAACUUUACAGGAGACUGUACAACUGCUUAUUCUACAGGAAAUUUUACCUGUCUCGAGGUCGUCUUCAUGUUCAAGCGGAGACUGGGAUAUUAUCUGUUCCACACAUAUCUACCUACUUGUCUUAUUGUAAUCAUGUCAUGGAUAUCAUUCUGGAUUAAGCCGGAAGCUGUCCCAGCCCGAGUUACCCUGGGAGUUACCUCUCUUCUCACCCUCUCAACUCAACAUGCAAACAGUCAAAAAUCUCUUCCCCCUGUUUCCUAUAUAAAGGCUAUCGACGUAUUUAUGUCCGGGUGCACUGUGUUCGUGUUCCUCUCUCUCAUGGAGUAUGCUCUCGUCAAUGUAGUCAUGGGAGACAUUGCAGAUAUAGAAAAGAAGAAAAGUGUUGGUAUAUCCAGUAUUCUUAUGAACUCUAGAUCCCCCGGUCUACACCUUACACCACCCAUUAACCAGGAGAAAAUUUUGGCAGAUUUAAUGCAGGAACAGGAUAGAAAAGAGCAAGAGCAGGCUGAUAAUGGAAUGGGUUUCUACAGUGAGAUGAAGCUGGAAGGGUCUAUGGAAUCAGACACAAACGGAAGCCACUGUCUUCAUCGUAGUGUACAACUUGGGCCUCAUCGGUCAAUCUACAACUCAAAACUAAAGGACGAGUUGCUGGAGAAAGGGCAUCCUCAAAUAUCUAAACAUUCCCCGUUCCUCCCUCCUCCUCCUCCUCCACCCCACUACAUUAAAAACCAGUAUCCAACCAUCAUCAAAGCAAAUCCUCAGGAUGCGCAUGCAAAGCGGCAGAAAGAGAUUCGAGACUUGAUGAAGAAGCGAAGAGAGAAAGCGGUGCUAGUUGAUAGAAUAUCCAGGUGGCUGUUCCCAACCAGUUUUAUUUUGCUGAAUAUAGUGUAUUGGGCACUUUUUGGCGACCAUGAUUUGUGGUAAUAAUAACAUCAAGAAGUGACAAAAAUAAACACAAAAAAGUGACAAUUUAAAGAUUAUAAACAAGAUGGAUUAAAGUGACCAAAGAUAACCCCUGUGAACCUGAAAAAUUAUUUACCUAUUUAACAAAACAAAAAGAAUGCUCCUGGUAACCUGGAGUGGAGGUUUAGAUAAAAAAUCUUUAAAAAAAUUUUUUUUUUUGACUACUUCCUUAAAAACAAAAUCUAUGAAUUUGGAAUAAAUGAAACAAUGAAAAAUGCAAGAAAAAGUAUAAGUUCAGCGGAACCUAUCCCUACAGCUGUGUGGACUGUACAGUACUGUACUGUACUUUACUGUACUGUUUGUUCCUGUUCUGUACUGUACUGU